Molecule: messenger RNA, 855 nt
Organism: Juglans regia (Persian walnut)
Lineage: Eukaryota; Viridiplantae; Streptophyta; Magnoliopsida; Fagales; Juglandaceae
Exons: 2
Coding region: 36-413 (125 amino acids)
Source: RefSeq, a predicted model, not a curated record
AUUUAUUUAUGACUUAAUAGGGAUGCAUUGGUGCGAUGGUUGGUACAAUGAUACCAGCUGUUGUCCCAACUGAGUUACGUGAGGCAUAUCGAAAUAGAUUGGGGCGAGUUGCCCAGAAUGUGCUGGCAAUAGUUGACUUCGAUAUGAAGUUUAUAUUUGUUUACACUAGAUGGGAGGGAUCUGCACAUGAUGCACCUGUCUUCCACCAUGAUGCCAGUGAUUCACAAGACAUUUUCCAUGACCACCAGAGGGUCAAUAUUAUCUUGUGGAUUCAGCUUAUCCAUGCACUACGAGAUUGCUGCCCCGCUAUCCAAGAGAACAUUAUCACAGGAGUGAUCAUCACAACCAAAAGCAAUUUCAUGGGUAUAAAGAUUACUUCAAUUACCAUCACUCAACAGUUCGUAAUAUUAUAGAAUGAACUUUUGGUAUUAUAAAAGAACGAUUCAGAAUCCUCUCCAACACGCCUCCAUAUGCGGUUGGGCGGAAAGGACUCAUUAUUACAUGAUGAGCAUGUUGUGCUCUGCACAACUUUAUUAGAACGGUCACCCCUGAUGAUUGGAUAUUUGAGACGUGAAGUACGAUGCAUCUACCUGUUAUUAAGCCUGCAGUCGGUGAUGGGGCAUUCUCAUCUGGUAAUGUAGACUUGUCGAUUGAAACCCAAAAUAGUAUGGUUGCAAUUACAUAUGAGAUUGUCAUUUCUAUGUGGGAAGCAAGGGGUGGUCAUUGAUGGUGUUAUUUAAGGAUUACGCAUGUAUUUAAUGCUGAUAUUUUAUUGUUGGCAUUAAAAUUACCCUUAUUUUGGAUAACUGAUGUAUUUUAUGUGAGCCAUGAAUUUAAACAUGUUACGAUUGUCGA